This is a messenger RNA of Centrocercus urophasianus (Greater sage-grouse), 3961 nucleotides long. Its product is annotated as RNA-binding protein 44-like. The coding region runs from base 1 to 3573 and encodes 1190 amino acids. The transcript has 17 exons. Gene Ontology annotation, molecular function: RNA binding; coreceptor activity. The record is from RefSeq and is a predicted model, not a curated record. Lineage: Eukaryota; Metazoa; Chordata; Aves; Galliformes; Phasianidae. Gene Ontology annotation, biological process: protein localization to plasma membrane; calcium ion transport; G protein-coupled receptor signaling pathway. Gene Ontology annotation, cellular component: membrane; signaling receptor complex; cell surface.
AUGGAGCUGCAGGAGGACCGUGCUGAAGGCAGCCAGCAGCGCUUCGCGCGUGGCUCCCUGCUCUGCCCUCGUCCGCGGGAAGCCCAGCAAAGCACCAGCGGGGGCCUUGCAGCGUUAUCGGAGGAAAGCUUGCCUUACUUGAGUACGUCUUUAGAUGCUGCUAUUGACGUGUAUGACGUGAGAGUGAGAACCUGCAGCGCCGAGGCAGAUGAAAGCCAGAAAGAAGCUGGCGUGCUGAGGACGGCGUGUGCUGGUGGUACGUGGUGCAGCUGCGGGGUUUGUGAUGCUGGGAGUCACCUCCGUGUGGGUGAAGAUUCACAGCUGGAGUACAUCAGUGCGAACGAGGAAGGCUUUGGUGAUGGGAAUAGCUCAAGUGAGCUGUCUGAGCAAAGGGAAGCUGUAGGAAAGGAAGCCCUGGUGGCAGUAGAUCCAGUUCAUGACGUUGCAGGUGGCGGAGCUGCAAAAGAACAAAAUCUUUCUGAGUCUACUUCUGAGUGUUGUACAGCUAUGCCAGAGCUUCCCCAGCUGCUCCAGGACUCUCUGCCUGUUGGCAGUGGCACGUUUUGUAGUAGUAAGGAGGAGCAGGCAGCAUCUCUUAGUGGUCUUGCUGGAAGUGUGCUCGAAAGUCACGCAUACGGGAGUAGAGGGAGGAGUUAUCCAAAUCUGCUUGCACCUGACCGUGCAGAGGUGGAAGAUGCUUCCUUACGUGGUGGUGCACAGCCCAGACAGAACGACAGAUGUGUUCACAGCAACUUAGUGGAGCAAGGAAGCCCUUUGCUGUCACCGAGGGAAAGAGCCCGAGCAACAGCCACACAGGUCUGCAAAAGUGCAGGGGACUCUGAUUUUUACAGUUGUGAGGAACCCCUCCUGUGCAUACGUGGUGCCAGCUGUGCUUACUGCGCUUCGAAGGGGGAUGAGAACCAGUGUCCAGUCCCUGCAGUUCUCACUAGCAAAGAUCUCAGUUCUGGGGAGGAAGCUGCAGGGAAAUCUUGCAGUGCAAAUACCUCUGCCUCCCUCAACUGGGAGUGUUGUGAAAGCUUGGUAAAUGUGGUCAGUAAUUCUAAAGUUAACCAGGCUGUCGACGCAAGUUCUGAUUUUAGAGUUUGCUUUACAACCAGCAGAAGUACCAGUGCUCAAGUUCCUCUCUUAUCCAGGGCAAUUAAUACAGAGAUCACAGUGAUGAACAAAUUCAGACAUGUGGGUUGGCUUGGGGAAACUUGUACCAGUGUUGCUCGCAGUACAGACUGGCUGUCUGGGACUGGUCCUACAGAGGAAAUGGGGUCACAGCUUGCUGAUGUGCACCAGGAUGGCAGUGCUGCAGCAAAUGAAAGAAGUUCACAAGUCAAGGAACAGUGGGAAUCCAAAACUGAGUCGUGUAACAGCAGUGUAAAGAUAAAGGCUGACAGGCCAGCACACCUCAACAAAGAAGCUGUGAAGGAUUCUGUGUCUGUCUGUCAAAAUCUACUGCAGAGAGCUGUUGAAGCAGAAUUGCAGGUUCUAAACGCUCACUACCAGAUGUGCUAUCAGCACUGCUUGAAGAUCCACAAACUGGCUUUGGAGGAAAAUGCAUGUUUUAGCAGAUACCAUGGAAAUACCUCUGCUAAUACUGAAUCAGGUUCCUCUGUCACGUCAGUUUUGGAAGAGCUAAAAAAGAAUUACAACAGUAUGAGAGCAAAAAUACAAGCGGGCACACCUUUGAGCGCACUUCCACCACUGUCAGUUGAGAUAAAGUUAUUGCCAGUUGUUUCUUCCUAUGUCCCAUGCAAGUUAUUCAGGGAGGAACUUUGCCCCGGUUCUGUUUCAGGCAUGAGAAAAGCAGGUUUUGAAGCUUCACCAUUGCAAGAAAUCAGAACUCCUGUUAACGUGGAGAGUGCACAGCCCACAUGUUUAACUGACGGCCAGCAGCCCAGUGACUCUGCUUCUUCCAAGAUGUCCCAAGAGCAGCUUGAAAAGCAGGGCGUGCAGCACGGAUGUGUGAGAAGCAAAGAGCGGAAUGAAUGUUGGUUUGAUGCUAAGGAGGACUUCACAGGAACAGACUUUUCAGGAGAAUCUGAAGAAGUGGGGAAGUGCCAAGAGAAACAAGACACGGUUGGUUUGAGAGAAGCAAAGAUAACGGAGAGUGCAAAUGAGUGCUCCUUUGUUUGUGUUGGUGGCUUGAGUUCUUCGGUGUCAGAGGGUGAUCUGAGAUUGCAUUUCCAGAAGUACCAGAUCUCUGUCCUGCUCUGUGGAGAUUCUGAUAACCACAGGUGUGCAGUUCUUGGCUUUAAAGACGCCUCUGCAGCAAAGUUGGCAGUGGAAGAAAUGAACAAGGCAAAAAUUAAAGGAAAACCAAUAAGUGUGGAGCUUGUCAGUAAUCCAUCGGAGAACAGAUCUUCGGCUUCCCGAAUCCUUGGGAAGAAGCUUUGGAGUGAAGCCCUCUCUGUUGCUAGCAGUGCAAGCUGUGAUCAGAAUGAAACACUGCCAUCAGCCCCUGGUUCUGAGGGAGCUCCUGGCACCUCUCCUGCUUCUCUGAAGGUGCCUCUCCUGCCCAGGGCUUCUUCACCAGCUCCUUGCUCUACACAGUUGCCUUCAGAAGCAAAGUGCCCCAAAUCCUCUGCUGAAGACUCCGUACAUUUUCUGUUUGCAGUUAAUCAGAAGGAUGCUGGAGAGAAUUCCCUGCCAAGAGCACCUGCUGCGCCUCUCUCCGCUAACUCAUCAGAAGCCUUUAUGUCUCCUAACGCAUUGAACGUGAGCAGUUUUGCCAAAUUAAUGAAGAAACUUAAAGCCAUUCAUCCAGAAGCUAGUAGAGACACAAUCGUGGAUGCUCUGCUGGAGGUGAGGAAGAACAAUAACGGUGUCCUGAGUGGUUUGACCAUCAGCUCCAUUACGCAAAGGGCCUCUGCAAUCCUAAGGAAAGCAACGGCUGCUGGUACAGGGAAAGCAGUGUCAAUCAGUGAGUAUUUAGCCUAUAAAAACACAGGUGGCCCGGCGCUGCGCUGCCAGGCGCCGCUGCUGCGAUUCCCGAGGAGCCGCGGCUGGGCUGCAGGUGGAGCUGUGCGAACUCGUUUGAUUUCUGUUAACGCGAAACGAGCACCGGGGACGGGCGCGAUCGCGCGGCAGCUCCCGGCGAGGCGGCAGCCGGGCCCCUCGCUGCCGGCCAUGGCCCUGCUGCCGCGCCGCUUCCUCUGCUUCGUGCUGGCCCAUCACUUCAUCGCGGCGACGGCGUGCCAUGAGGCGGAGUACGGCAGGCAGAUCCGCGAGCGCUGCCUGCGACCCUUCAAGCUCAGCAUGGAGGGCAUCGGGCAGCAGCUGUGGUGCAACUGGGAUGAGACCAUGGGCACCUACGGGGAGCUGACGAACUGCACGGUCGCGGUGGCUGAGAACCUCACUUGCUACUGGCCCAACGGCUUGGUGGAUGAGUUCUUCGUCGCCGUCCACAGCCACUACUUCAGGAACUGCUCCCCAUCCGGCCGGGCGCUGCGUGAUCCCCCCAACGGCAUCCUCUGCCCCUUCAUCCUGGUGCCCAUCCUCGUCACCCUGCUGGUGACAGCGCUGGUGGUGUGGCGGAGCAAACGCAGCGAGGGCAUCGUUUAGAGAUGGUUUGUAGGGGAGAACCUGGCCGAGGAGCAUCCUUGGGUGCUGAGCCCCAUUGGUGCCGCUGCGUCCCCUGCUGGCCCCUUCCCAGGUGGUGGCUUCCAAUUAAAUCCAUCCUUAACAACCUGGGGAUGCUGGUGGCAUUGAGGAUGCUGCUCGCUGGGUAAUGGGAAAGUGCCACAGCUCUGCUCAGACCUUCCCUGCUUCCCUCCUGCCAGCCUACAGCAUCCACUGGGGGGAAAAAAGGAAAAAAUGGAAAAAUGGGGGGAAAAAAAACAAGGCAGGGGUCGGUGUCCUGCCUCUGGUGCCAGCACAGCACUGGGACGUGCCGUAACCACAAGGACAACGGGUCAGGGCACAGCCUGGAUGAUAAAACCUUCACUUUUUA